Daldinia decipiens is the source of this 1320-nucleotide messenger RNA. RefSeq lists its product as uncharacterized. Bases 283 to 948 code for a protein of 221 amino acids. The transcript is spliced from 2 exons. The record is from RefSeq and is a predicted model, not a curated record. NCBI's taxonomy places the organism in Eukaryota, Fungi, Ascomycota, Sordariomycetes, Xylariales, Hypoxylaceae.
GAGCUAGUAAUCAGGUACGAAUACGCCAGAGACAAGUAGUCACCGAUUGUAGGCUACGUGAUGCCUCCCGAGACAUGUCUGCGUAUCGGGAAAUCAAAACACAUUGACGAUAUGGCAUCGCACGAUCCACUAGCCAACACCAAACCCGGUCUCGUACCUCACGACAAACGCGACGCUCAGUUACACCAAACGAGACGGUACUUCUAAACCUAUAUCCGUAGAUAUGGUCCAGUACAUCAUCGCCUGGGUUUCGAACACUGACGAAAGGCCACGUCAAACGUCAUGGCAAACCAGGGGAGCACAGUUAAGAAAGAUCCGCGGCAAGCUGAAGACAUGUUAGUCCGCACACAGACGGUCGUUUGGCCUGGUUCAACGUUUGUUACGACGUGGACUUUGGGAACAGGCUCUGACCCGACCGAAUCUCCGGCUACCGUUGUCCCUGCGCCAAAUUUAAGUUCAACGAGCAAUCAAAAUGUCGGUCCUAUCCUCAGUGGUGUCGUAGUAUUAUUAGUAUUAAUACUAAUUUUUUGGUUUUGUUGUCGGCAGGGCGGCCCUAACGGUCGUAACUCAAAACGUUCAAGUCGGCGAUAUGGAUCGAGUUAUACAAGCAAAGGCAGCUCUAGCAGUUCAGGAGCUUCAAACACUUCAUCUCAGAACGACGCAAGUGUCGGGUCGGCAGCAAGCGAGAUAGUUGAAGACCAAUGGAACCAACAAGCGUCGGCGCCCGAAAGGCCAAUGCCGGGAAUGCCACCACCUGUCGCAGGACAAUGGCCGGCACAACGGCCCGGAGUUGGAAUCGGACAAGUGCCGCGGCCGCCUCAUCGAGGUAUGAAUUUCCCACCAGGCUGCGGCGGGCCUCCGCCGGUGAUGGGUCAAGGGUUACCGGGUCGAGGAGGACCUCCGCCAAUAAUGGGUCGCGGCGGAUUUCCUCCAGGCGUCACGCAAUAGUUCUUCAACCCUCAAGUUUCAACUUUCAACUUUCUCCUCGAAUAGGGCUUCCAUCCCGAAGGCUCAGUUAUUCUCAUGACAGUCUCACCAUAAAAGGGAGUGACGGUCCAUAAGAUCCUUUGGGACACUUCACUCUCAAUGAAAUAAAUGACUACCUAUAAUUCGGGCUGUUUACUAGACGACUUAGGGAAGGGCAUAACAACGCAACUGGAUCCUGGAGCUAUACAAGAUGUGCUGGAGGAGGGUGCUAUGGUUUACAGUGAAACACCCUCGAAGAGUUUGACGCAUAGAACAGCUGCAGUGGCGGUAAUACCUCCCAUAACGACUAUCCGCAUCCCUUCCUAACAGCCUUCAUUCACCCUUUCCCACACG